AUGGGAGCCGACACCUCAGCCCCGACGGUCGUUCAGGAAUCGCAUGCCGAUGCAGGGAAUGAAAAAGACUUGGUCAAUCUGACCGUUCAGAGUGAUGAUUCGACAAGUCAAUCUAGCAACGACAUUAAACCGCCCCCGUUGGGAGCAAAAUUGUUCGCGGUCUUUCUGAUCUCAUGUAUCAGCUUUGGAUCCCAUUGGAGCUCUGGCGUGACGGGAGCGAUGAAGAGUACGAUCAAGAAGCAGAUGCACAUCACUAAUGUGCAAUUUUCCCUGCUGGAGGCAAGCGAGGACUUUAUGGCCACAUUAUUGUUGAUUCCCAGUGGAUUGAUCACAGAUCGAUUAGGAGGCGCGGAAAUGAUCGUGUAUGGAAACAUUGUCUACACAAUUGGGUCAAUUCUUGUGGCCGCGGCGACAACCGUCCGCUCCUUCAAGUUCAUGAUUGGCGGGCGAGUGGUUCUUGCUCUUGGAGACAUUGCCACGCAGAUCGCCCAGUAUAAGAUGUUUUCAUCAUGGUUCGCGCCUAGCAAUGGAUUCGCUUCAACACUAGGUUUUGAGUUGGCAGUCGGAAAGAUUGGCGGCUUUGUGGGCAAGUCUACAGCCAACGUGAUAGCCAAGAACACCGGUAACUUUGCUUGGGUCUUUUGGACCGCUGUCUUCAUGAAUCUCUUUACCAAUGCGGCCACGGCUGCAUUCUGGGUGUUUAGCCGGUAUUGCCAUCGCCACUUCAGUGGGCGUCAGGAUACUGCCACGGAUGAGCUCUUGACGGAGAGGAACAAGAAGUUUGAAAUUGCGAAGAUCUUCCAGCUACCCUGGACGUUCUGGGCUGUGCUGGCUUUUUCACUGUUCCAAUCGAGUACGGCUUUGACCUUUAAUCAGAAUGCCACGGAGCUCGCCGAGCACAGAUUUGAGAUUGGUGCAAUCAAGGCUGGUUGGUAUAGCGCUCUGUCACAGUAUGCAGGAUUCUUCCUGGUUCCUUGCCUGGGUGUCUUUAUUGACAUCCUCGGCCAUCGUGCAACUGUCCUGUUCAUUUGCGGUCUAUGCUUGCUUCUCAGCAUGGUCCUUCUCAAUUUUACCUCGACGACGACCGGCACGGGUGUAUCAUUUGGAAUCUAUGCCAUCGCUCUCUCCCUAGGGCCGACCUCAAUCAUUGACAGUAUUCGCACCACCCUCUGGCAUCAAUCUGUCUUUGGCUCGGCCUACUCGCUCAAGGUGACCAUGAACAACGCAAUGAACAUCAUCGUCCGAAUCAUCACCGGCGCGUUGCAGGAUGCGGAUGACAACUCCUAUCGGCGAGUCGUCCAUGUCUAUCUGUUCCUCUCUGCGGCUGCAACUGUCGUAGGCGCUUUGAUUUUCGUGGGUACCUUCAUGACCGACCAGCUGGGUCUUUUGCAGUGGAGCCGCAAGAAACGCUUGAUCUCAGGUGCGGAGAUCAUCCAGGCCCUGAAAGAGCAGAGUCUUGUGAUUGACGCUAAGCGCACGCAACGAAUUUCCAUCGGUUGCUUUACAACCUUUGUACUGCUGGUUGUGGGAGGCUGGGUGGCGUACAUUUGGGGUGCGAUAACGGAAAACAAUUCUUGA
Penicillium oxalicum is the source of this 1578-nucleotide messenger RNA. RefSeq names its product putative MFS transporter. The transcript is spliced from 7 exons. Gene Ontology annotation, molecular function: transmembrane transporter activity. Gene Ontology annotation, biological process: transmembrane transport. NCBI's taxonomy places the organism in Eukaryota, Fungi, Ascomycota, Eurotiomycetes, Eurotiales, Aspergillaceae. The record is from RefSeq and is a predicted model, not a curated record. The coding region runs from base 1 to 1578 and encodes 525 amino acids.